AUGUAUAUGAGUGCGGUCAGUGCUGCGCAACCAGACGCAAACUCUCAGCAACAGAUACCUGGUGGAUGGGAUUCAUCUUCAUCAGCCUCUAGUCGAGCUGCAUCCUCUGAAUCCUCUGAAUCCAUCCCAGACGAGAUGUUAUCUGGCAGUAUACUAAAAACAGUGCCAGAAGCAGAUGAUGGCUACGAGACCCCGCGGCCUGGCAGCCGCCAGACAUCAGCGGCCUCACUGCAGUUGAUGGGCGCACAGACGCCCACGCCGCAGGAGUCGCAUUCACGGAAACAGUCCAAGCCAUUUCUGACCAUCGACGAAAUCACUGUGUGGUUUCCGCUAGGACUUGAAGCAGGAGAGGACUUGGACACACAAAACACAAAUACUACGGGGUCAUCGAACAUGAAUUUCAAGCCGCCAAAUUUGGGAGAAGAUUCCAUCUUCGCUGAGAUGCCGGGCUCCUUUUCCAACUAUGCGCACUCUUCGUCCCACCGACGGAAUUUUUCUGCGGAUGAUUCAAUUCGAUUACGCUCCACACCGAAGCCUCAUCGAGUAGAUCCACCUACUGAGCGAUCGAGUAGCACGCCUCGCCCACAUGUGAGCGUUGAAGUCGGUUCCAUAGCAGCGCACAUGGAUAUCUCAACCGGCCGGACCAUGCUGGGAAUGCUUAAUCGGGCUUUACAAGCAUUUAAUGAUGAUACGACACAGUCUACGACGCAUUCUACGACCACAGCGAAAUCAGAAGAUAUGCCAGACCAUGCAAACAGCAGCGUCGAUAUUUCUGUCAAGCACAUUGGCAUAGCUUGGUUGGAGAAUAUACUAGCUGACUCAGUACAUGACCCAAUCUUGAUGCGGCUGUUAAAGCUGGAUCCUUUGGAAGCGAUACUGAGGAUCAAUCUGGCUGGCUUACAUCUCACAACCCGCACCAGCGAACAAGGGCUCUACGCGAAAUUGCAUAUCGAAAAAUUCUCAAUAGGCUCCUUGGACCACGAGAUCAUUUCUUUCCAGAAUUUGCGGCCUCGAUCGAACCGAUCUGUCAGCGCUUUGCCUCAACAAUUGAAACACGAUGUUGAAAUUGAUUACGAACAGAGCAAAGAGAAACGUAUUACAGUUGUCACCCGGCCGAUAAAGAUUAUGUUUGAUAUGCAGAAACUGGAUGAUGCUUUAGGCGCAUUCGGUGGCUUCAGCGGAAUGUUGGAACUAAGCACUUCUAUCAGCUCCAACAGCCAUGUGCAGAGCCCUACUGCAAUUUCACCACAAAUGCGACCUCGCGGAGUACAUUUUGGUGACGGAUUGCCACCACCCGCCAAAGCUACUCCGAUAUCUACUGCAGUGCCAAAAAUCCAGGUACAGUUUGGCGAAGUUUCAUUGACGCUUAAGGGCAACGCAUGUUCUGUGCAGCUGCAAACCACAUCAGUCCGUGUUGCUGUACGUGAAAGCAAUGUUCGUCUCAAGAUUGCUGAGAUCCAGUUCCUCGGACCAUACGUAGAUGCUUGCCAAACAGGCACACCAUUACUAGUGGAAGUUCGAGGUACUACGAUCAACUUUCUGUUCGCGCCUGAGGAGAUGGAUCUUGCUCGGUUGAUAUCUUUAAUCACGCCCUCCAAGGAUCCGUACGAAAAUAACGACGACAUUCUAAUCGACACUUUGCUGCGCCAACGCAGAAAGGGUUCUGUUCUUCGAAUCGAAGUUGCUGAAGCGGGAUUACGUAUAUCAGAUCUGCAGCAAAUGAAGACAUUCGAGGCCCUUGGUGCUGAGAUGGCCAGUUUGUCCAAGGUUACGAAGUAUCUUCCAGAUGAUGAUCGGCCGGGAUUGCUCACACUUGCGUCAGUGAAACAAUUUGACGCCAGAGUUGCUAUCAACGAGCAACUUGGUGAUGUAACAGUAGCAUUGAAAAAUUCAGCAGUGGCGCAUGUCGGAGUGCCUGCUCUGUUGGCUGUAGAGAUUGGAAGCGCAGUUGUCAGUCGCGAGGACGAGAUCCUUGUCCACGAAGCCGUCAAACUGCGAGCACCGGAGCAUCUACCUGCCCUUAUGAUGAGAAUUGUUGGUGACGAGAUGGAACCUAUCAUCAAGGCCAAACUCUUCAACCUCUGCGUUGAAUACCGCGUUUCAACUAUCAUGGCGGCGCUUGGCAUACCUGAGACGGGGACAGCAGAUGAAAUAGCUCUAGGCAUUGCAUCAAGCGUCGCAACCAUCAGAAGAGCCCCUUCUCCCGAAUCACUGAGUAGGAAAUCUUCGCAAACCGGUUCGCCACCAGCCAACACAGCCAAACCGCUACAGAUUGAUCUCUUACUGCGGAAUUGCGCAAUAGGCUUGAAUCCUCAAAAGGUAUCAUCAAAAGGCCUCUUCGUGCUUACUGAAGCACAUGUUGCUGGCAAGCAGGUGAAGGAUGAGUACUCCGUCAUUGUGGAACUCCGGAAAGCAUCUAUGCAUGCCAUCGAUGAUAUCGCCCGGCUCGAAGAAGAACGUGACCUGGGCCCCCCGUCCAAGACUGUUGGCACAAACCGCUACCUCCGGGAGCUCGGCGAACUCGGUUAUGUAUCGUUGAGCUCAAUUUCCGCCGCCAAAGUCCACGUUAGCAUCACAGGGGAUGGCGAUGAAACUCCUCAACUUGUUGACGUGGAGUUCAAGAACGAGCUGUUCGUCAUUGAGUCCUGUGCGGACUCAACACAGACUCUGAUCGCGAUAUUAAAUGGUCUACAGCCGCCAAUGCCUCCAUCAAAUGCGGAUAAAUACCGGACGGUUGUGCCAUUACAAGAGAUGAUGGAGUCUUUCACCGGCGAUGCGUUCAUCCCAGAUGACGAUGAUUCCGAACCCGACGAUUUCAUGCAGAAUGCUGAUCUGGUCGAAGAUGAGGUUCCUACCAAUCUCGAAUUUGUCGGCAGUUUUUACAAUUCUCAAUCUUUGCCCACGGAUGAAGAAAUGGGGGAUAGCCUGCUCUGUGAGGAUGACCUCGAUGCUCUGGCUACACCGCCAACUACACGACAGCGUGAUGAUCGAGCAUUACUGGAGAGUUUCCAGGAAAGGCACGAAGUAGUCGAGACCGAGCCAGGCUUCGCGUUCAACGAGACGUACUUCGUUGAGUCUGAUUCAGAGCGCCAAGGCAAAGCUCGGAAAUGGGAUUCUGCUAAGAAUCAAUACCACCUAUCCAACGAAUUCAAAGUGCCAGAUGCACCACUCAAGGUUCGGGUGCGCGACGUCAACGUCAUUUGGAAUCUCUACGAUGGCUAUGACUGGCCACGAACACGAAACAUCAUUAGUCAAGCUGUAGAUGACGUUGAAGCUCGUGCUGAAGAACGGCGGCAACGGGCUCGGGAGGAAGAUGAAGACGAUGACUUUGUUGAAGAAGACUUCUUGUUCAAUUCGGUGUGGAUCGGUGUGCCAGUCAAGGACGAGAAAGGUGCUCUUGCACGCCGGAUCAACCACGACAUCGAUGACCUGGCGAGCGAGACUGGCAGCUAUGCGACUUCAACAGCGACUCGUUCCACUGGUGCUACGGCGCGGCCACGUGGUUCCACAAAGUCUCGACGACGUCUCAAACUCGAACGUAGCAAACACAAGAAAAUUGCUUUCUCCAUCAUGGGGGUAGCUGUCGACCUGAUUGUCUUUCCUCCAAACUCUGGCGAGACAAUCAGCUCAGUAGAUGUUCGUGUGCGAGAUCUUGAAAUCUUCGACCACGUUCCUACAUCGACAUGGAAGAAAUUCGUAACCUGUGCAGUGGAUCCAGCCGCGCGUGAAUUGAAUCGACCUAUGAUUAAUCUGGAGCUGGUAACUGUUAAACCGGUGACCGAUCUUGCUGCUUCCGAACUGGUUAUCAAGGUCACUGUGCUGCCUUUGCGGCUCCAUGUGGAUCAAGAUGCGCUCGAUUUCAUCACUCGUUUCUUCGAAUUCAAAGACGACUCUGUUCCAACACCAUCACCAUCCGCAGACCAGCCGUUCAUCCAACGGCUUGAAGUGAUGGCUGUGUCCAUGAAGCUUGAUUAUAAGCCCAAGCGUGUGGACUAUAGAGGUCUUCGGUCUGGUCAUACUACUGAGUUCAUGAAUUUUUUAAUCUUAGAUGGCUCUGAUAUAACGUUACGCCACGCUAUCGUCUACGGAAUUACCUCUUUUGACAAGUUGCACAAGAUUUUAAACGACAUUUGGACUCCGGAUGUGAAGAACAACCAACUGCCUGGCGUGCUUGCAGGCCUUGCUGCCGUUCGCCCACUCGUCAAUGUCGGCUCCGGUGUUCGUGAUCUUGUUGUCGUCCCGGUGCGCGAGUACAAAAAGGACGGUCGCAUCGUCCGCAGCCUGCAGAAAGGGAUGUAUGCGUUUGCCAAAAACACGACAUCUGAAGUUGCACGCCUGGGUGCAAAGGUUGCUAUCGGAACCCAGACGUUGUUGGAAGGCGCAGAGGUCUUUCUGAAUCCGCAGACCGGCUCAUCAUCGCGAGCACAGCAUUUGGACUGGGACGGUGAAGACCCGAAUUCGGACAGUGAAGAGCCGCGGGCGGUAUCGCAUUACGCCAACCAACCUCUUAGCGUGCGUGCUGGCCUACGGUCGGCAGUGCAUCACCUGGAGCGGGACAUUCUCAUGGCUCGCGAUGCGGUGAUAGCAAUACCACAAGAGGUGAUGGAAGAAGGGAGUGGGGUGGGUGUGGCGAGGGCUAUUGCGAGACAUGCACCUACCAUCAUUCUCAAGCCUGCGCUAGGGGCUACGAAGGCAGUGAGCAAUGCGCUACUUGGAGUUGGCAAUGCGCUUGAUCAGGGAUCCAGGCGAAAAGUAGAAGAUAAAUACAAGUCUUACUAG
Molecule: messenger RNA, 4779 nt
Organism: Plenodomus lingam JN3
Lineage: Eukaryota; Fungi; Ascomycota; Dothideomycetes; Pleosporales; Leptosphaeriaceae
Biological process (GO): autophagy of mitochondrion; piecemeal microautophagy of the nucleus; reticulophagy
Cellular component (GO): phagophore assembly site
Molecular function (GO): phosphatidylinositol-3-phosphate binding
Source: RefSeq, a predicted model, not a curated record